Chrysochloris asiatica (Cape golden mole) is the source of this 951-nucleotide messenger RNA. Its product is annotated as mas-related G-protein coupled receptor member H-like. Gene Ontology annotation, cellular component: membrane. The record is from RefSeq and is a predicted model, not a curated record. Gene Ontology annotation, biological process: G protein-coupled receptor signaling pathway. Gene Ontology annotation, molecular function: angiotensin receptor activity. The coding region runs from base 1 to 951 and encodes 316 amino acids. Lineage: Eukaryota; Metazoa; Chordata; Mammalia; Afrosoricida; Chrysochloridae. The transcript has a single exon.
AUGACUUUGAAUCCUCUGGGAUCCACACUCUACACCAGCAAUGAGCCCUUGGACCAAGCAAACUUGUCAGCAAAGCGAACAACUCAGCCCCCUCUCGAUUUAAAUUCACUCCCCAUUCACAUCUACAUUUCCCUGUUCAUUUGUGUACUAGGAGUAUCUGGAAAUGGACUUGUGAUAUUUCUUCUCUUCUACAUCAAAAGGAAGCCUUUUACUGUCUACAUUCUACACCUCGCUAUUGCUGACUUCAUGGUCCUUCUCGGUACAUUAGUCUUGCAGCUGCUGAUAAUAACUGACAAUUACCCCCAAAAUGAUACUCAAUUGAACUACAUCAUCUACUUGGUGAAUUUUGGCUAUAACACAGGUCUCCACCUCCUCACAGCCAUCAGCGUAGAACGGUGCCUUUCAGUGCUUUAUCCCAUCUGGUACCAGUGCCAACGCCCAAAGCACCAAUCUGCUGUAACCUGCACCCUGUUGUGGGCACUUUCUUUGCUUGUAUCUGGGUUAGAGAAUUUCAUUUGUAUUUUCCAAAACCAGCCUAAAUUCCCAGAAUGUCAAUACGUGUACAUAUUUUCUUGUGCCUUGACCUUCGUCUUUGUUCCUCUUAUGGUCUUCUCUAGUGUGAUUCUCUUUAUCAAAGUUGGCUGUAACCGGAAGCCACGUCAACCAGCCAAGCUCUAUGUUAUCAUCAUGGUCACUGUGGUACUGUUUCUUGUCUUUGCCAUGCCCACAAAGGUCCUACUCAUCAUGGGUUACUAUGGCCAUAAUUAUUCUGUGUGGUAUUUCUUUCCUUAUAUGAAUAUGUUGUCCAUUAUCAAUAGCAGUGUCAACCCAGUUGUUUAUUUUGUGGUAGGUAGUAUUAGAAAAAGGAAAAGCAAAAAGUCCCUAAAAGAAGUACUGCAAAGGGUCUUUGAGGAAAAUCCCAUGCCAGGCAUGGGUAGGAAUUCUUCAUGA